This is a messenger RNA of Vicugna pacos (alpaca), 4578 nucleotides long. The record is from RefSeq and is a predicted model, not a curated record. Lineage: Eukaryota; Metazoa; Chordata; Mammalia; Artiodactyla; Camelidae.
AUCUUUCUUCUAAAAUACAGCUUCACAGUGAAGGUCAGAGGAUAAUAUCAUUAAAGAAGAGGUCACCCAUAAGCAUCAGCUCUUUAUCAAGAGUGCCCGGCGAAGAAUGUGAUGGGAUCAGUAGCAUGUCUGCGGAGAGCGGUCCUGGGACGAGAUUGAGAAAUCUGCCAGUAAUGGGGGAUGGACUAGAAACUACCCAGAUGUCUACAACGCAGGCCCAGGCCCAACCCCAGCAAGCCAACACAGCCAGCACCAAUCCCCCGCCCCCGGAGACUUCCAACCCCAACAAGCCCAAGAGACAGACCAACCAACUGCAAUAUCUGCUCAAAGUGGUGCUCAAGACACUAUGGAAACACCAGUUUGCGUGGCCUUUCCAGCAGCCUGUGGACGCCGUCAAGCUAAACCUCCCUGAUUACUAUAAGAUCAUUAAAACGCCUAUGGAUAUGGGAACAAUAAAGAAGCGCUUGGAAAACAACUAUUACUGGAAUGCUCAGGAAUGUAUCCAGGACUUCAACACUAUGUUUACAAAUUGUUACAUCUACAACAAGCCUGGAGAUGACAUAGUCUUAAUGGCAGAAGCUCUGGAGAAGCUCUUCUUGCAGAAAAUCAACGAACUGCCCACAGAAGAAACUGAGAUCAUGAUAGUCCAGGCAAAAGGAAGAGGACGUGGGAGGAAGGAAGCAGGGACCGCAAAACCUGGUGUCUCUACGGUACCAAACGCAACGCAAGCGUCUACUCCUCCGCAGACCCAGACCCCUCAGCAGAAUGCUCCAUCUGUGCAGGCCACACCUCACCCCUUCCCCGCCGUCACCCCAGACCUCAUCGUCCAGACCCCUGUUAUGACAGUGGUGCCUCCCCAGCCACUGCAGACGCCCCCACCAGUGCCCCCCCAGCCACCACCUCCACCUGCGCCAGCCCCCCAGCCCGUGCAGAGCCACCCACCCAUCAUCGCAGCCACCCCACAGCCUGUGAAGACAAAGAAGGGGGUUAAGAGGAAAGCAGACACCACCACCCCCACCACCAUCGACCCCAUUCACGAGCCGCCCUCACUGCCCCCGGAGCCCAAGACCACCAAGCUGGGCCCCAGGCGGGAGAGCAGCCGGCCUGUUAAGCCCCCGAAGAAGGACGUGCCAGAUUCGCAGCAGCACCCAGCACCGGAUAAGAGCAGCAAGGUGUCGGAGCAGCUCAAGUGCUGCAGCGGCAUCCUCAAGGAGAUGUUCGCCAAGAAGCACGCGGCCUAUGCCUGGCCCUUUUAUAAGCCCGUGGACGUGGAGGCACUGGGCCUGCAUGACUACUGUGACAUCAUCAAGCACCCCAUGGACAUGAGCACAAUCAAGUCUAAACUGGAGGCCCGUGAGUACCGUGAUGCUCAGGAAUUUGGUGCUGAUGUCCGAUUAAUGUUCUCCAACUGCUACAAGUAUAACCCUCCUGACCAUGAGGUGGUAGCCAUGGCCCGCAAGCUCCAGGAUGUGUUUGAGAUGCGCUUUGCCAAGAUGCCGGAUGAGCCUGAGGAGCCUGUGGUGGCCGUGUCUUCCCCAGCGGUGCCACCCCCCACCAAGGUUGUGGCCCCACCCUCAUCCAGUGACAGCAGCAGCGAUAGUUCCUCAGACAGUGACAGCUCAACUGAUGACUCCGAGGAAGAGCGAGCCCAACGGCUGGCCGAGCUCCAGGAGCAGCUCAAAGCCGUGCACGAGCAGCUUGCAGCCCUUUCGCAGCCCCAGCAGAACAAACCAAAGAAAAAGGAGAAAGACAAAAAGGAAAAGAAAAAAGAAAAGCACAAAAAGAAAGAGGAAGUGGAAGAGAAUAAGAAAAGCAAAGCCAAGGAACUUCCUCCCAAAAAGACCAAGAAAAAUAACAGCAGUAACAGCAACACGAGCAAGAAGGAGCCAGCACCCAUGAAGAGUAAGCCCCCUCCUGCAUACGAAUCAGAGGAGGAGGACAAGUGCAAGCCCAUGUCGUAUGAGGAGAAGCGGCAGCUUAGCCUGGACAUCAACAAGCUCCCAGGCGAGAAGCUGGGCCGUGUGGUGCACAUCAUCCAGUCGCGGGAGCCGUCACUCAAGAACUCCAAUCCAGACGAGAUCGAGAUUGACUUUGAGACCCUAAAGCCGUCCACCCUGCGUGAACUGGAGCGCUAUGUCACCUCCUGUUUGCGGAAGAAAAGGAAACCUCAAGCUGAGAAAGUUGAUGUGAUUGCUGGCUCUUCCAAGAUGAAGGGCUUCUCGUCCUCCGAGUCGGAGAGCACCAGCGAGUCCAGCUCCUCUGACAGCGAAGACUCUGAAACAGGUCCUGCCUAAUCAUUGGACACGGACUCUUAAUAAAACGGUCUUCAGUUCCAGAUUCCUUCCCAGCAAGCUAUAGCUUAAGUCCAUUUUCUUCCGUGAAAGGGACAGGACUCCAUCAAGUUAUGGAAUUCCUCAGAGCCCUGGGCCUGUUCCCCGGGGUGGAUUAGUCAUGUCCAGCAGCUCAUGCCUAGUCCCGCCUCUGGGAAGGCUGCCUGCCUGGCUGCCCAGCCCGUGGCCUCCUGUGUAAAGACUGCCUGGCUGUCCCACCCAGCCUCCCUGGUUGUCUGGGAUCCUCUGGGUGGGUGGCAUCUUUCAAAGGGUGAUGACAAUCCCCCCUGCACACGCAUACAUGUGGUGCUGCUCUGUGUGCAAGGCCCUAUCACAGAUGUUUUCUCUUCAAUCCUCCCUCUUUUUCCGGGACUCUGGAUCCUAACUACUUCUCUCCUGAGCCUUGCAAUGACAUUAGCCCAGGAAAGAUACCAUUCAGCCUAAGGAAGAACAUGCUAACAUCUAGAGCUUCCCCAGAUGAGGAACGGGGCUUUAGAGGAGGCCAGCUGGGCCCGAAGGCUCAUCGGGGCUGUCCCUCAGCAUGCCUUCUCUCCGGUGGCCUAUGAGGAGGCUCCGUUAGCCAGUCUGUCACCAGCCACAGCUGACACAGCCCCCAGGAGUCCUCCUGUUUUCAUUGUUCCCAUUAUUGCCAUUUGGGCAUUUCCCCAACUUCUUUGUUCUUUUCUCCAAAAGUCGAAUGGGGAAGGUACCUCUUAGACUGCCUCCCGUCCUUUCUAGGUAAUUAGAAGCAGGCUGCAGUGGUCAGGAGCUGCCAGGCAGGCCAUUAGUGAGGGACAUCUGGGGAGGAGUGGCAGUGCAGCCAGCUGCCCUGGCUCCUCUAGCUUAUCCCUCUCCUCAGUAGGGUUGGGAUCUGGGCUAGUGAGAAAGAAAGGACUCUUGAGACCCAGUGUGCUGGACCAGUUGAUGGUGAGGGCAUCAGAGCCUUCGGGGCCUGUUCCAUGCACGUUUCUGAGAGGCACUGCCAGUGCAAGUACCCUCCUAGUCUUUAGUCCUCUAGAAUGAUGACAGCCACUGAGGGUGGGGCAGGCCAGGGUAGCCACAUUAUCCAGCCCUCUAAGAGACACUGAAUAGGCUUUUUUUGCUCUAAAAAUAAAUACCAGCCCUUUUUUGGUCACGAAUCCAGCGUCUCAGCGGAAAACUGCCUGACGUGAGAAAUCCCCUAAGGAAUAGCAUCUGCGUGUCAGAGCUUUUUUGUUCUCAGUGUAGGUUGUGUGCACUUCAAGGCCUAGCCGUCUCCUGGCAUCUUGGAGUCUGCCUUCUGGAGCUCGGGGCAGGCUGGAGAGGUGCAGCUGGCCACUGCGUGUGUGCAAAUCCUGGCGCCCAUCCCCAGCUCCUUGGGGCCAUAGGCCCAAGCAGCUCUAACUGUCCCAGACCAGCCUUGGCCUUGGGUUCUAGUUUCAGCCUCCCCAGAACCUCCAGGGCCCUGCACUGAUACUUGGAAGUUCCUAGAUUGCCCCCUGAUCCUCUGGCCAGUUAGCUUCCAGUCAAGCUCCAUUUGCCAGACUAUUUUGAGCUGCCCUUUGGCCUGUGCCUGAUGUGUUCCCAGUGCAGCUCUGCCUGGCUCAAGCCAGGGUUGCUUCAUGCCCGGAGAUUCCCACAGGACAGUUAGGAAGCCACUGGCAUUGUCUUUCUGGGAAGAUUUUGCCAUCUUGGAACAAAUGGAAGGCUAGAUUCCCACAGUGUCGGCCUGUGGUACUGCCCUACCCUUUCCCACACGUGUGCACAUGGGCCAUAGCCACAGACCAGCUCUCCUGUGUGGUCCUUGCACCCUCGCUCUCCAGGAAUCCUGUCCUUCUUGCCUAUGGGACUUACAUCUGGCAGAGAACUUGAUUUUUAGACUCAAGCUGUCACCUAUACCUGGUGCCCCAGGAACAGAGCAGAAGCCCACUCACCCCUUGUCAGCAGCUUCCAACGUGCGGGCAGUGGGAGGUGCCAGCCGGGCCUGAUGAGUUGCUGAAGGAGGGGUGGGAGGCCAAGGUGUCUGCUGGUGCUGAGGCUCCCGGUCGGUUCAGUUGAUGGGCUCCACACCUCUGCCCUUACCUUUUGUCCUGUCUCCUUCCCUUGAGUUGGGGGGAGGGAGUGGGGAGGAAUCAGUGUUUUAAUCAGAUUUUACAAAAAACUUUUAAUUCUUUGUACAAUUACCAUCUAUGUAAAGAUAAAAUUUGUGUUGAGUUCAAGAUUUUCAUGGAAUAAAGAUCACACAGUACUUGAGGCCAUCUUCAUGUAA